CAACAGCUCAUCUCAAAAUGGGUUCUUCAUUGAAUCCAGAUGACAUAAAGGAAGGCGAUGACGUUUACUUUGAAUGCGUCAUACAAUCAAAUCCAAAGCCAUACAAAAUGUCGUGGUUUCAUAACGGCAAGGAACUGCAUUCCAAUGUUUCAGCUGGCAUCAUCCUUUCGGAUCAAUCACUCGUCCUGCAGAGUGUCUCACGUGCAUCCGCUGGUGAUUACACGUGUUUGGCUGUGAAUUCGGAGGGAAAGGGCGCCAGUAAUCCAGUUUCGUUGCAUAUACGCUUUGCACCCAUUUGUGCCACCGAUCAUGAGGAGCUACUCGGUGCCCUGAAGCAUGAAACGCUGAUGCUAAAAUGUGAAGUGGACUCAUCACCGCCAGCGGAGGCAUUUACAUGGACAUUUAACUCGUCCGGCGAACAAACGGAAUUGCCCGCGCGACUACACUCAACGGAGACUGGCAUGUCACGACUAAACUAUACACCGUCCACCGACCUCGACUAUGGGACAAUAUCUUGCUGGGGAAGAAAUUCCAUUGGCAUGCAAAAGAGUCCGUGCGUUUUUCAAAUCGUAGCAGCAGGUCGUCCAUUUCCACUACAAAAUUGCACAGUCACAAAUCAAUCAACUGAUUCAAUACAAGUCGACUGUGUGGAGGGUUUUGAUGGUGGCCUACCACAAGGUUUCAUACUAGAAUUAGUCGAAUUGAAUAACUUACGAUUGGCGCGAAAUUUGAGUUUACCGGUUUGUCUGGGCAAACAAAAGAUGAGAGGCACACACCCACGCGAUAACAUACAAAUGCCAAUGUCCAUUUAUGCUCCCCUACUUGCACCCAUUUGUGCCACCGAUCAUGAGGAGCUACUCGGUGCCCUGAAGCAUGAAACGCUGAUGCUAAAAUGUGAAGUGGACUCAUCACCGCCAGCGGAGGCAUUUACAUGGACAUUUAACUCGUCCGGCGAACAAACGGAAUUGCCCGCGCGACUACACUCAACGGAGACUGGCAUGUCACGACUGAACUAUACACCGUCCACUGACCUCGACUAUGGGACAAUAUCUUGCUGGGGAAGAAAUUCCAUUGGCAUGCAAAAGAGUCCGUGCGUUUUUCAAAUCGUAGCAGCAGGUCGUCCAUUCCCACUACAAAAUUGCACAGUCACAAAUCAAUCAACUGAUUCAAUACAAGUCGACUGUGUGGAGGGUUUUGAUGGUGGCCUACCACAAGGUUUCAUACUAGAAUUAGUCGAAUUGAAUAACUUACGAUUGGCGCGAAAUUUGAGUUUACCGCACCCACCAGUGAGCUUCCUUAUCGAAAAUCUCGAUCCCACUGCCACAUAUCGUAUGAUCAUAUUCGCUAUGAAUGCAAAAGGACGUUCGGAGCCUACUAUAAUCGAUGACAUAAACUUCAAAGGUGUGGCUAAAUUUACAGGUAAGCAAAACAAGUCAAUUCAAUGUGCAAAGUAAAUAUUUCCCACAUGUAUUCGUA
Messenger RNA from Rhagoletis pomonella (apple maggot), 1476 nucleotides. Its product is annotated as nephrin-like. The record is from RefSeq and is a predicted model, not a curated record. The transcript has 10 exons. The coding region runs from base 18 to 1454 and encodes 478 amino acids. Gene Ontology annotation, molecular function: protein binding. NCBI's taxonomy places the organism in Eukaryota, Metazoa, Arthropoda, Insecta, Diptera, Tephritidae.